Molecule: messenger RNA, 630 nt
Organism: Cladocopium goreaui
Lineage: Eukaryota; Dinophyceae; Suessiales; Symbiodiniaceae
Source: the annotation of a GenBank genome assembly
AUGGAGGCCGCCCUGGAACAAGCAACACAACAAGGUGCAGAAAGUGCCAAACUGGAGGUGAAAUCUUCCAGGGCAGCCUUGGCGGCUGCGAAGGUGGAAGGUGCAAAGGAGCUUCCAAAGGGCUCAGUGGUGGGUUUCCUGAAAAUGAUGGCGGAAGGUGCCCCACUUUGGAAGCUAUGCGCAGGCAAAGGCAAGUGGCAGCAACGCUUUCUGGCGCUGACGCCAGGACCGCCGGCAGCAGCAAAGAGCCUUACUUGGUCAACAGAUGCCAAGUAUAUGGGUCGAAGAAUCUUUGGGCGACCCACCUGCGUCGACAUCAAGGAGGUCGUCCAGAUCAGCUUCGGCGCAGAAGCCUUGCCAGCCGGUCAGAGAGAUAAGGAGACAGAACCUUGGUGUUGCUUCUCUGUUUGGACUCCAAAGCGAUCCUUUCACUUCAAGGCAGAGAAUGAGAAGAUUGCGGAGAACUUUGUCCUGGGCCUCUCUCGGCUUUGUCCUGGUUCCAAGCCCAUUUUCAGAAGCCAGCUAUUGCUGCAGCGUGCACUAGGCAAGCUGGGACCGGAUGCAAAAUCCCGUGCUGCUGUCUUGUCCAAAGCAUUACGACAGGCAGCUGCAAGCCGCAGCCCCCUUUGA